Parasteatoda tepidariorum (common house spider) is the source of this 4146-nucleotide messenger RNA. RefSeq lists its product as uncharacterized. The record is from RefSeq and is a predicted model, not a curated record. Lineage: Eukaryota; Metazoa; Arthropoda; Arachnida; Araneae; Theridiidae. Gene Ontology annotation, molecular function: zinc ion binding.
ACUGAGAAUUUUCUGUUUUAAUUUAUUACCGUAGUUUGAUGUAAAAUCUUCUGAUCAUUUCUAUUUUAAUUUGAAAUAAAAAAUAUUACCAAAAAUUUAUAAAAAUGAUGCAAAUAACUAGUCCAGAUGCUACUGUUGCCUCGUCAUGUUCUGCUUAUAAUUGUAAUAAUAGAAUAGGUGAAAUUAUGGAAGGAGUAACUUUUCAUCGGUUUCCAUUAUCCAAGCCUGAACUUCUGUCAAAGUGGUUGUCUGCAAUGAGGAAAGACAAGUGGGUUCCGACUAAAAAGGAUGUUCUCUGCAGUUUUCAUUUCUCUGAUGAUCAGUUUGUAGAAAAUAAUGGAUAUCGAAUUUUGGUUCCAAAUGCUGUUCCUGCAAAAUUUGAAGUUUUGGCGCCCCCAAAGAAAUUGUUUCCAUCUGAAUGGCCUGCUCGUUUGCUUACAAUUCGUGAUAUUGAGAAUGAUAAUCGUAAAGGAUAUGUUGUUGAAGCUAGAAUUCCUCUUGCAACUAAAGAAGAAUUUGAAGAAUGGCUUAAAGCUCACGAAGUUAUGUCACAAGCGUCAUAUGUUCUCUUAAGAAAAUAUCCAACAACUACUAAAAAGUUGUCAUAUAAGGCUGAAUAUGUUUGUAUUAAUGGUCCUGCCCCUGACCGUCAUUCAAAGAAUGAGUCAGCUUGCCCUGCAAGAUUACUUGUUCGCAUUAGAGCUGAUCCCAAAUUCAGAUUUUCAAAGACUGCAGAUGAAGGUCAAGCUUCAGCAGUGAUUGGCUAUCCAUGCAACGUUGUUCUUUACCACUUGCACAACCACAGCAUUGGGUCCAAUUCCAUUGAAACAAAAACUGUGACUGCAGAGGAGAUAUCUACAGUAGUUAAGCAAAAGUUUAACGAGAUGUUUAAAGGGGGAUACACUCUAGAGCAGGCUCUGGAAACUCACAAAAGAGAUUUACUCGAAGAGUACACGGAUGAAUAUGAAGAGGUUUUGAAUGAUGCCUAUGUUUGUCCAACUAUGGAUUGGCUCACCAAUUUUCAUGCCAAUUUUCUGGAGGAGUUUGAUUGGAAUGAUACUAAAAUAGCAAACAUCCUGAAAGACGAGAUUGAUGAUAUCAAUGCAUCCAAAGGAAGCGCUACCAUGGUUACAAUGGAUGACAACAUAAUUGUAGUUUUGUCAACACCAUUGAUGCAGAGAGCUCAUUCCAUGAAAGCAUCGGGUGAAGUUGUGUUUGUAGACAAUUCGGGAUAUUUAGACAGGUGUAAGUGUUACGUUUAUGUCCUCACGGCUUAUAGCAUCACAGAAGGACUGCCCCUGGGCUUGGUCAUAACGACUUCUGAUUCUGAAGAAAUACUCUCAACUGGUUUUAAAUUACUUGCAGAAAUACUUCCAGAAAAGGCGUUCGGUUCUUUCGGCAGACAGGGACCAGAGGUGUUUUUGGCUGCCAAUAGCGAACCAUUACAGAACAGCUUAAAAAAGGUAUAUCCGGAAAGCGCUGUUUUAUUGUGUGCCUAUAAUAUGUCGCAAGAGUUAUGGCGGUGGCUUUGGAACCCCGAGAAUGGGAUUGAGGAGCAAGAUCGUUGCAUGCUGUUUUCGCUUGCAUACAAGGUUAUGCAAACUAAAACUGCUGAGGAGUUUAAUGAACGGACUAAUGCCAUAAUCAUGAAUGAAACAGCUCAGAAGUAUGAAAACUUCAGAUAUUAUUUUGAAGACAUUAAAAAUGUGAAUGACCAAUGGGCUGUCUGCUUCAAAAAUGAAAUUUUGGACAAAAAUAAAGAUAUUAGUAGCAUAGAAAUGGCAAGCCAUGUCUUAAAGGACAAAAUUUUUCUGACAAAAGCUUACAAUAUCUUACAGCUUUUAAAACAUUACACUGAUACCAUGGAAACGUACUAUCGGCAGAAAAUAAUUCAGUGCAUCAACAAUUCUUUGGAGAACUUCAUACUGUCGUCAUUCCAAGCUGAAAUGAGAGAAACUUCUGAUCUAACUGUUAAAAAUGUUCCAUCUGGACAGUAUGAGAUUAAGAAUGUGAAAAGUGAAAGAUCUUACUACGUCGAUAUGAAUAUGUGCGUUUGUUCAUGCACGCUUGGCUUGAACGGCGCACGCUGUAAACACAUGUAUGCUGUGUGCCUAUCGAAGAAAAGUGAUUUCAAAACUGCUGUUCCAAAUGAUGAUGUCAUCAAAAAAGAACUGUUUUGGAUUGCCACUGGUACAAUAAAAACUGGCUCAUUUGAUACUCAAAUGGAUGAUGAUAGUGACACAGAAAUGGCAUCACCAUCCAAAACGACUCUUGAUGACAAAGAAUUGCAGCAAAAAGAAGAUUCAAGAAAGAUUUUGGAAAGGGUCAUUAAGAACAUAAUGCAAAAGUACGAUUCAAACCCUGUCGAAUUUCAAAAAGCGAUCGUCACUGCUGCUGUAAAUUAUCAGAAUUUAAAUAAUGAAAGAGAGAUUCUGCUAGCGCUAAGGAAUUUUGGCAAACAAAACGUUUACAAAUAAUCUCUGCCUCAGUUAUAAUUCCAAGUUGUGUAUAUCAGUUAUAAAGUAUUUUUUGUUUUAUUUUUACUUUCUUUUCCCAGUACCAUGAGUCACUAAACUUAAGAAAGUCAGUAUAUUUUAAUUUAUGUAACUUGCUUCACGUUUCAUAAUGAAAGUUUUUAAUGUGGAUGCAUUAUGCAUAAUAAUUAGGUGUAUUUUAUAUUGGUUUGUACAAAAUUACUUAUCUGUUUUCUUCUGAUAAAAACAAUAAUAAUUACAGAGUGACUAAUUUUAAAUAUCACUCAGCAAAUUUUACUGUUUCCCCAUAAUUAUAUUUAACACCCUUUUAUAAAUUAAUUUGUAUGAAAGUUGACCAGCAUUUUCUCAAUGAAUAAACUAUAAGAGGGUGUUAACAAUUUGAAGGAAACAGAAUGCUUAACUUCUACAAGUUAAUUGCAGUAAAAUUAAAUUAGUAGAGUUUUAUAUUUUGACAAAAUUUCUAUUUCAUUAUUUAGCAGUGAUUAUAUAUUUUUCUUUCAUAACAAAAAAUCUAAAGAACUUUCUAAGAUUCAUCAUGAAAUAUAUUAAAGUAAAUAUUAACUGUUUCUAACUUAUGUGACAAUAAUUCUUUAAAAAAAUGGGUAAAAUAUCUGCUAUUUUCUUUAAAAUUAGGUGUUAUUUUAUACUCUUUUUACUUUGCAAAAUAGGACUUUUUGAGUUUAAUUUUUUCUUUUACAUUUGCAGGAUUUUCUUAUUUUUUGUUAUCCUGCAGAUUUAUCAUCUAGUUUUAAAAAUGUUGAUAAUGAAGUUCUAUUUUGAUUCCUGUGAUGAUCAAGGACUGACAAAAGUUGUAAAAGUUUUGGAGCCAGUUUCUAGAACUAUUGAGACUUAAUCGCAUUUGCAGAGAAGUAAAAAAACUAGCUUCUCAUAGAUGUGCUUUACUAUUUUUUAGUAAUCAUAUGUGUAUCUUUUCACAGUAAGAGAGUUAAAUAUUCAAUUAAAAAAUCAAAUUUUGCAAAAAUAAGGAAAUAAUCUUUUAAAUUGUAUUUCUCAUAAUUCAAUGAAAGAAACUUUGAGAUAAAAUUUAAAAACUGAUUAAUUUUUACUUUUUUCUCUCUAAUGAAUUCUAUUGCUUAUAAUAAAUGUGAACAUAGGUGUCCAUGUGUUAAAAAAGUAAGUUAGUCGCCAAGGGUAUGUUCUUUUCUAGUCACCUGGGCGACCUGGUGCUUGAGAUUUGUUGGUCCCUGAUGAUGAUAUAUCCAUUUGACUAUUGCAGAGCUUGGUGGGAGAAAAUCCUAAAUGACAUUUUUAAAAGAAUUCAGAUUGCUUAUAUUUCUCUUGGACUGCUUUAUUUAGUCGAGCCAUAAAUUAUUGAAUGUAGAUUCAUAGUGGCAACAAGCAGUUGAUGACAAUCGUAGAAAGCUUUUUAUUUUGGAAACAUAAUAAACCAAACGCUAAGAUACAAGCAGAUGAAAUGAGUGUUUGGGAUAGAGAUUUUUCUAAUUGGAAGCUUGCAAACAAGAAGUAAAUGAAAGGCAUUUUUAUUUCCACAAAUGCAAGAGUUACUUUAAAACUUAUUUCGAUAAAUACACAAAAAUGUCAUUUGGAACCUUCAUCCACUCUGAUCUUCAAUUUCUAAGUCAUAUUUUUAAUAUUUGUUAUCUUUUAUUCAUUUUUAAUAUCAAAUUUG